This is a messenger RNA of Sphenostylis stenocarpa, 2418 nucleotides long. Lineage: Eukaryota; Viridiplantae; Streptophyta; Magnoliopsida; Fabales; Fabaceae. The record is from the annotation of a GenBank genome assembly.
AUGUCUCAGCCAGCCGAAUCGUCAGACUCGAAAUCCGGGAAGAAAGACUUCUCGACCGCUAUUCUCAAGCGGAAGAAAUCACCAAACCGGUUGAUGGUGGAUGAAGCCAUUACCGAUGAGAACUCAGUGGUUUCCAUGCACCCUCAAACCAUGGAAAGAAAUCAACUUUUUCACGGGGAUACUAUCCUCAUCAAGGGGAAGAAGCGUAGGGACACGGUUUGCAUUGUUCUUGCAGACGAGCAAUGUGAAGAGUCCAAGUUGAGGAUUAACAAAGUUGUGAGGUCGAAUUUGAGGGUUCGGCUCGGGGAUGUUGUGUCUGUACAUUCGUGCCCUGAUGUUAUGUAUGGGAAGCGUGUCCACAUUCUUCCCAUUGAUGAUACCAUUGAAGGUGUCACUGGCAAUCUCUUUGAUGCUUAUUUGAGACCUUAUUUCUUGGAGGCUUAUCGUCCUGUCAGAAAGGGAGAUCUAUUUCUGGUCCGAGGAGGGAUGAGAAGUGUAGAGUUUAAGGUCAUUGAAACUGAUCCUGGGGAGUAUUGUGUGGUUGCUCCAGACACUGAAAUAUUCUGUGAGGGAGAACCUGUGAAAAGAGAGGAUGAAGAAAGGUUGGAUGAGGUUGGGUAUGAUGAUGUGGGUGGUGUCAGGAAGCAAAUGGCACAGAUUCGUGAGUUGGUAGAGCUUCCACUUAGACAUCCACAACUUUUUAAAUCAAUUGGUGUGAAACCACCCAAAGGAAUCCUGCUGUAUGGGCCUCCAGGAUCGGGUAAGACCUUGAUAGCAAGAGCUGUUGCUAAUGAAACUGGAGCAUUCUUCUUUUGUAUUAAUGGACCAGAGAUAAUGUCCAAACUGGCUGGAGAGAGUGAAAGCAACCUUAGGAAAGCAUUUGAAGAAGCUGAAAAGAAUGCCCCUUCCAUCAUCUUUAUUGAUGAGAUUGAUUCUAUUGCACCCAAGCGAGAGAAAACACACGGUGAAGUUGAAAGGAGGAUUGUUUCUCAACUUUUGACUCUUAUGGAUGGAUUGAAAUCUCGUGCUCAUGUUAUUGUUAUUGGAGCUACAAAUCGACCAAAUAGCAUUGACGCUGCAUUGAGAAGGUUUGGUAGAUUUGAUAGGGAAAUUGAUAUUGGUGUUCCUGAUGAAGUUGGGAGACUUGAAGUCCUUCGCAUACAUACCAAAAACAUGAAGCUUUCAGACGAUGUUGAUUUGGAGAGAAUUGCAAAAGAUACUCAUGGAUAUGUUGGUGCUGACCUUGCUGCUCUUUGCACUGAAGCUGCUCUGCAAUGCAUCCGGGAGAAGAUGGAUGUCAUUGAUUUGGAAGAUGAGAGUAUUGAUGCUGAAAUACUGAAUUCUAUGGCAGUUUCAAAUGAGCAUUUCCAUACUGCUCUAGGAACUAGCAAUCCAUCUGCUUUACGAGAAACUGUUGUUGAAGUGCCUAAUGUGAGCUGGGCAGAUAUUGGAGGUCUUGAGAAUGUCAAGCGUGAGCUGCAAGAGACUGUUCAAUAUCCUGUGGAGCACCCUGAAAAAUUUGAGAAGUUUGGUAUGUCACCAUCAAAAGGAGUUCUGUUCUAUGGUCCUCCAGGAUGUGGGAAAACUUUGUUGGCCAAAGCAAUUGCUAAUGAAUGUCAAGCUAACUUCAUCAGUGUCAAAGGUCCAGAAUUGCUGACUAUGUGGUUUGGUGAAAGUGAGGCCAAUGUUCGAGAAAUUUUUGACAAGGCCAGGCAAUCAGCUCCAUGUGUCCUCUUUUUUGACGAGCUUGAUUCCAUUGCUACCCAGAGAGGAAGUAGUGUUGGCGAUGCUGGUGGAGCUGCUGAUAGAGUUCUGAAUCAACUUCUGACUGAAAUGGAUGGCAUGUCUGCCAAAAAGACCGUGUUCAUAAUUGGGGCAACCAACAGACCUGACAUUAUUGACCCAGCACUUCUUCGGCCUGGUCGUCUUGAUCAACUGAUCUAUAUUCCUCUCCCUGAUGAGGAAUCGCGUUAUCAAAUCUUCAAGGCAUGCAUGAGGAAGUCACCUGUAUCAAAAGAUGCUGAUCUGGGAGCACUAGCUAAAUAUACUCAAGGCUUUAGUGGUGCUGAUAUAACAGAGAUAUGCCAGCGGGCAUGCAAAUAUGCUAUUAGAGAAAACAUAGAAAAGGACAUAGAGCGUGAGAAGAAGAGAAGAGAAAACCCUGAGGCCAUGGAUGAAGACGAUGAGGAGGAUGUUGCAGAGAUAAAGGCUGCUCAUUUUGAAGAGUCAAUGAAGUUUGCGCGUAGGAGUGUUAGUGAUGCUGAUAUACGCAAAUACCAGGCAUUUGCUCAGACCUUGCAACAAUCCCGUGGCUUUGGAAGUGAGUUUAGGUUUCCAGAGACUGGUAGUAGGACCGUUGGAUCUGACCCUUUUGCAUCUUCUGCCGCUGGGGCUGAAGAAGAUGAUCUGUAUAGUUAG